Sinocyclocheilus rhinocerous is the source of this 2798-nucleotide messenger RNA. RefSeq lists its product as uncharacterized. Bases 294 to 2798 code for a protein of 834 amino acids. The transcript is spliced from 2 exons. The record is from RefSeq and is a predicted model, not a curated record. Gene Ontology annotation, cellular component: plasma membrane. Gene Ontology annotation, molecular function: calcium ion binding. Lineage: Eukaryota; Metazoa; Chordata; Actinopteri; Cypriniformes; Cyprinidae. Gene Ontology annotation, biological process: homophilic cell-cell adhesion.
AAGAAAGAAGCGAGAGGGGGAGGAGUGAGGGUAGCACCGGGUUCGCUAUGAGCCAUGUUGGAUGUGAAUGAGAGAUGCUGCGCUCGUGCCGCUGCUAGCCGGAGCUCUACCAAACACCGAGAGUAGAUGCUAGCUUCCCGGGAUCACCGAGCGACCGGGGAGCACGGCGGAAGGAGUCGGGCGGUGGUGGAUGAGCUGGUCACUUAGCCGGCGUUUGGAGAGAGAAAGAGAGACACUUCGGUUCAGAGAGAGGGGAGAAAGGGGGGAGAGAGAGAAAGGAUUUCACCAGACUAAUGGCUGCACUGCUACUGGACUUGGGCUCGCUUUCGCCACUGUUGUUUCUCCUUCUCCUCAGCUCUUUGUUCACUGUUAUCCCGGGGAGUGCAGCAGGGCCGUUCUGCCGCUCCCUGUGCACCCACCCAGCCCCCGGAGACGCUCAAAUCGCCAGCUUGCCCGACGGAACGGUAACGGGGGCUUUGGCUGGGGGCGAUUGGAAGAUCCACCCUGCACGGACGGUACAGUCGCGAGGACGGGAAACGCAAUGCUUACGCUCCUGUGCAGUGGAACCCCCCUCAGAUCCGUUGAGUCCGGAUUACCGGAAUUCUAGUGCAUGGAUAUCAGAACCGGCGGCGCACACCGGACGCUGUCAUCACCAGCCUCUUUGGAGUAACGGUGGCAGCGGAGAGAAGGGCGUUGUUUCUCGUGUUCUCGCCUCUUCGGUUCAGUACGGCAAAAAGAGGACUAUACAAAGGACUAGAACGCGCUCGCGGCCACAGUCGCGCCUCGACACGGACAGGGUCAUUGCACACAGCGUGCUGGAUAACUGUAGAACCGUGGAUAGCAUAUCCAGGCCUAACCACUGCCCAUGUCACCCAAAACGGGAGUUUGUCGCUGCCAAGACACCAACUCGGCCGUUAUUAAAAGCCUAUUCUUAUUUGAAUGUGGUUUCGGACGCCAAUAAAUUGUAUAAAGCGACAGCGGACCGUCCCCUUUCAGGCCCCCUGAAUGUUAUCGAUCUCACCAGAGAGGGCUGGAACGGGUCAGGCAUUAGGAAUACCCGCGGGUGCUCAGAACCGAGCGCGUGGCAGCUCUCUCUAGGGCUUGGAAGCGACGCAAGCAGCUAUCUCGAGUCACACCGGAUCAGAGGUUGUUCUGAAAGGCAUCCAGACUGGCACAGCAGUAACUGGCACCGGUUCAACAUCUCUCUGAGGCGUUACGCUGUUUGUGCAAGGCAGGCAAGAGAAAAUACAAACACCACAUCUUCAAAUAACAACUCAAAAGUAGAGUUUGUGCAUGCAAAGUCUGAUCGGAAUAGUCCACAAAAGUCUUCUUGUGCACUCGAACGGACUGAUGCUCGGGAUUUAAUGCCACAGGCUGUCUGGGUCAGGACUGGGACUCGUUUUGAUGACAGAAAGGCUCAUUAUAAUGGAUCAACUGGAAUCAGCGCUGCUCAGUUGUAUAUCGGCGAUGUACACAACUCUGACUCAUCUGCUACUGGCUCUCCCAGGGGUCAUAAUGCAUCACAUAUCUACCUCUUAGUCGAGCUAAACUUUCCUAAACGUUUUCGUGACUCACACAAUCACACGCGUGCAGAGCGCGCGAGAGAAGAUUCAGCACCCGCUCAGUGGGCAGCGCCAGACUCCGUGCAUGAGCUCGCUAACUCGAGCCACUAUACUGAAAGUUUGUUGCUGAUGGAUUGGAACAGUAACAAUAACAACAACUGCGCCAAAAAUCGUAAUAAUAACCACCACAACAACAGCAGUCCUGGCGAUCAAAAUGCAAAUGAAACCCAAAAUGUUCCAGACAGUGAAGAGCGCGACUUUAUAAGAGGGGAAAGCGCACGUUAUCCUUGCUCCAGUGCGCGUGCAGAGUGUGGCGACUAUGACAGCUUAAACGCCGAUGGGGGAGCCACGCGGCCGCAAUUAAAAUCCGGUAAACGGGUGUCAUUACAAGCUGAGGGUGUCAGUCAGCAAAAGGAGCAGCUGGAAGCCGCGACUGAGUGCGGUAGGAGGGAGGGACAGAUAGAGGGCGGGGUGAAAGGGGAGGGUGACAGACAGCCUGUAGAGGGAGAAAGGGAGGAAAGCAUGGAGUGGGUGAUUGCAGAAGACACAAAGGAAGAGGCAGUGUUAGAAGAGAAAAAAUUACUGAGAGAAAAAGGUCAAGGCAAUGGCACCUCUCAGUCAGACAGAGAGAGUGAUGAAAACAAAGAGGGAAUAUGGACUGAACAAAAUGAGCUUAAACGUGAAAGUGUAGAUGGGGUGGAAAACACACAAAAAGAUCAGUACACUGCAAAACAAAAAGCAAGAGAGAGUGAUGAAGUUCAGAGAGGAGAGGAGCAAGAGUACAUCGAAGAACAAACAGGUGUCCCUCCUGUUGGGCGCUCCCGUAGAGCUGCUAAUAGGCACCCCCAUUUCCCCCAGUAUAACUACCAGGUUCAGGUUGCUGAGAACCAGCCUCCUGGUACCUCAGUCAUAACUAUGACAGCUGAGGACCCUGAUGCUGGUGAGGCAGGCAGACUCAGUUACAGCAUGGCCCCUUUAAUGAACAGCAGGUCCAUGGAUUACUUCCAAAUGGACCCAAUUACUGGCCUUCUCACCACCACACACAUUCUGGAUCGAGAACACAUGGACCUGCACUACUUCCGAGUUACUGCCACAGACCAUGGCUCACCACGCCUUUCUGGAACAACUAUGGUGACCAUCACUGUGGCUGAUCGUAAUGAUCACUCUCCUGUGUUUGAGCAAACAGAUAUCAACAAGGAUGUUGUACUUGAUGAAAUCACGUUCACCACCGAGUAG